GCCGCCCCUCUUCCUCCCCUCACACACACAAGAAGAGCUCACACGGAUCGUCGGAGCUAGCCGGCGGAGAGGAGGAGCAGAGCGCCACCAGCCGUCCAACCGUGGUGGUGGUGCGUUCCGGAGAGGUUCGAUCCGGAAUGGCUCUCGCUCUCUCCGCAGGCUCCGCUGCGCGCGCGGUCGCGGCGAGGGUGGUGGUGGCCAGGGGCUACGCGGCGUCGGCGGCGUCCGGGGCGAUGAUGAGGCGCGCCGCGGCGGCGGCGGCGGCGGAGGGUACGGGCGCCGGGAUGCAGGGGAAGGAAGGGCCGGCCGCCGCGGCGGCGGCGAUGGCGCGGGGGGAGGUGUCGUGGGUGCCCGACCCGGUGACGGGCCACUACCGCCCCUCCAAUUGGGCCGGCGGCGUCGACGCCGCCGACCUCCGCGCCGCCCACCUCGCCCGCAGCUACGCCCGCGCGUGAGCGCGAGCGGCGCUUCAGUCGCCGUCUCCGGCCGGCGACGCCCAUCUAUACCCUGGCGCCCCCCCGCCUCUCGAUCGCUCGGACGCCGGC
Messenger RNA from Oryza brachyantha (malo sina), 545 nucleotides. RefSeq names its product protein SENESCENCE-ASSOCIATED GENE 21, mitochondrial-like. Gene Ontology annotation, biological process: response to stress. NCBI's taxonomy places the organism in Eukaryota, Viridiplantae, Streptophyta, Magnoliopsida, Poales, Poaceae. The record is from RefSeq and is a predicted model, not a curated record. The transcript has a single exon. Gene Ontology annotation, cellular component: mitochondrion. Bases 138 to 455 code for a protein of 105 amino acids.